GCGAACCCCGGACCAGCACUGGAGCGGACGUCCGUCCGGCGUCCUCCCCUCGCGUGAAGGAUGCACCUGCCGCCCACGCGCCCGCGCCCGCCCCUGGCGGGGAUUUCCUCCGCCCUCCCGCUGGCAGUUGGAAGAAAGAGAAAGUGAAAGGAGAACUGGAGGCUUGGGGUUGAAGAGAUCGCGGCGCCAUGAAGCCCCUGUCCCUACUCCUCGCUGUGGCUUUGGGCUGGGCGAGCGCGGUCGCGGCGGGACCGGCCGUGAUCGAGUGCUGGCUCGUGGAGGACGCGGGCGGGGGCCGCCUGGCCAAGAGACCCGCCGCGCUGCUGCUGCGCCAGGGCCCGGAGGCACCGCCGCCCCGGCCGGACCUGGACCCCCAGCUCUACUUCCGAGUGCUCGACCCCGCGGGCGCCCUGCAGUCGGCCUUCAGGCGGUACCCCGCCAGCGCCCCCGCGCCGCACUGCGAGAUGAGCCGCUACGUCCCGCUCCCCGCCCCGGCCAAGUGGGUCAGGGGCCUGGCCCCGGAGCAGAGCUGCCCGCGGGCCCUGGACGGGACUUGGUUCAUGGUCAGCAUGUCCAGCCCGGUCGUCAGCCUCUCCAGCCUCCUGCGACUGCAGUCCGAGCCUCAGCCGGAGCCUGCAGUCAUCACCAGGGCAACAGCCGUGCUGACUGUCGUCACCCACACGCCUACCACUCGAAUCCGACUGGGACAGGAUGCUCUGCUGGACUUGAGCUUUGCCUACAUGCCCCCCACCCCAGAGGCCACUGCAUCUCUGGCCCCAGGUCCCCCUCCCUUUGGGCUGGAGUGGCGACACCAGCACCAGGGUAAGGGGCACCUGCUCCUGGCUGCAACUCCUGGGCUAGAUGGGCAAACGCCAGCUGCCCGAGAUGGGGCAGUGGCAUUUGCCGCUUGGGAUGAUAACGAGCCAUGGGGUCCCUGGACUGGAAAUGGAACUCUCAGGCUACCUGCAGUGCAGCCCCGCCAGGAGGGCGCCUAUAUGGCCACCGUACACCUGUCAUACCUGCAAGGGCAGGUCACUCUGGAGCUUGCUGUGCAGAAGCCUCCCAAAGUGUCCCUGACGCCAGCACCUCUUGUAUGGGCUGCCCCUGGGGAGGCACCCCCAGAAUUGCUCUGCCUUGUGUCCCACUUCUACCCCGCUGCGGGCCUGGAGGUGGAGUGGGAACUCCGAGGCCCAGAUGGCAGCAUUCAGGAGGCCAAGGGGCAUCAGUGGCUCUCAGCCCUGCACCACCACUCGGAUGGCUCCGUCAGCCUCUCGGGGUUCCUGCAGCCGGCCCCCGUCACCUCCGCUCAGCAUGGGGCCCGCUAUGCCUGCCGCGUCCACCACCCCAGCCUGCCCCCCUUGGGGCGCAGCGCUGAAGUCACUUUGGAGGUGGCAGGUCGCUCUGGACCAUCCCUGGAGGAUGGCAUAGGCCUCUUCCUGUCCGCCUUCCUACUCCUAGGGCUCCUCAAGGUGCUGUGCUGGGCAGCUGUCUACCUGUCUACUUCUAAGAAGUCAAAGGAGAAGAAAUCACAGUGAGGGCACUCACCAUCUGGGGAAGCCACCAUCACCUGUCACCUGCUCCUGCUUUCAAUCUCUCCACUGAGUGGCUGGAAAGUUGUUGUUGUUUUUUUGGUGUUUGUUUGUUUUUCACAGACACAGAUCCAUGGCAUUCACCUUCUUAGAGUGCUAGGGCAGUGGUUUCUCACAAUUUUUAUUCUCAGGGCCUCUUAAAAAUUAUCAAGGACUCUAAAGAGCUUUUGCUUAUGUGGGUUACAAACUACAGACAUUUGUCAUAAUAGAACUUAAAACAGGCAAGUUUAGCCCGGCUGGUGUGGCUCAGUGGUUGAGCUUCAACCUAUGAACCUGGAGGUCAUGGUUCCAUUCCUGGUCAGAGCACAUGCCCCGGUUGUGGGCUCGAUCCCCAGUGUGGGGCGUGCAGGAGGCAGCCGAUCAAUGACUCUCUCAUCAUUUAUGUUUAUCUCUUUCUCCUCUGAAAUCAAUAAAAAAAAUAUUUUUAAAAACUGAGGAAAGUUUAAAACAGAAGAAUACAGUGCUUGCUUCAGCAGCACAUAUACUAAAAUUGGAACGAUAGAGAAGAUCCGCAUGGCCCCUGAGCAAGGAUGACAAGCAAAUUCGUGAAGCGUUCCAUAUUUAAAAAAAACAACACCAAACCCAGAAUAAUACACAAGCACAUUCCAUUAGGUUUGAAGGUGAUGUAAAAUACACAUCAUGUAGUUUUUGGGAAACUCCACAAUACUUUUUAUUUUCUUAAUCCUCACCAGAGAAUGUUUUUUCUCAUUGAUUUUUAGAGUAGAAGGGAGGGGUAGAGACGAGAACAUCAUUGGUUGACUCCUGCACAGACCCCGACCCCCACUCCCACCUACCAGGGCCUGAUCACCCUCCAACAGAGGUACUGGGCCCCUGACCCGAAUGGAACCUGCGGUCCUUCAGUCCUCGGGCCAAUGCUCUAACCACUGAGCAACCGGCCUGGGCUCCACAGUACAAUUUUGAAAGAAAGAGUUAGAAACGGCAAAUCACAUCGUAGCAUUAUGAUGAAAGUAGUUUUAACUUCGUACGCCCUGUGUUGCCUCGGGGACCUCUGGGACAGGCCCGCGCUUGACCUGUGCUGUUGGACUGUCCACCCCCUCGGUCCCGGAGCUCGGCUCCCUCUGCCGGGUCCACCCCCGCUCCCCCUGCGAACCCGGACUAGCCCGCCUGGCCCUCCCCGGAGACCCGCCUUCCCCAGGUGCCGUCUCCACGGUCGCGGGUCAGCGUCCGUGGUCUGUCCGCGCCCGGGCUCCGCUCCUGCCCGCUGCUGUGUCCUCCUUGGCCCUGCGCCCGGCGCCCACUGGAGGGCGCUCGGCACACGAGUGUUCCUUUCGCCCUAAAUAUUGGGAAGCGCGCUGGGCCGAACCCCCGGCCGCUGGCGGCGGCGGCUGGGCUUGGGUCUGAUCGCGUGGAAUAAAGCUGUUCCCUCACCA
This is a messenger RNA of Myotis myotis, 2980 nucleotides long. It is a transcript of the gene TAPBP, whose product is annotated as TAP binding protein. Gene Ontology annotation, biological process: antigen processing and presentation of endogenous peptide antigen via MHC class I. The transcript is spliced from 8 exons. The record is from RefSeq and is a predicted model, not a curated record. The coding region runs from base 189 to 1535 and encodes 448 amino acids. Gene Ontology annotation, cellular component: membrane. NCBI's taxonomy places the organism in Eukaryota, Metazoa, Chordata, Mammalia, Chiroptera, Vespertilionidae.